AGUUAACAAAAUGAGGAAAAAUAAAUAAAUAGAAAAAAGAAAAUGUAUAGAUAUACAGAUACAUAAAUAUUUGUAGAGAGAGAAACAAAAGGAGUACUGUCGGCUUCAACCAGGCAAAGACUAUCCACCAUUUUCUCUCUCUUCCUCCAUACAUACAUACAUAGCUUUACUCUCUCUCCUCUCUGAAGAAGAAGAAGAGGAAACCCUAAUUUCACCUUUGUAGUUGUUCAACUAAUUGAUCAAAUUUGUUCUGUGAAGGAGUUUAGCUAAUUUGCUGAAGCUUUUUUAAUUGUGUUUGUACUGGGAAAAUCAACUUAUUUUCCGUGGAUUAUGAUGAGAAAUAGCGAAAUCCUGGUUGAUACUUAAGUUGGAUCUGAUUAGUUAUUGCGGGAAUUCUUCAAAUACCUAUGGCAAACCUUUCUGGAAAUAACUUUGUCGGCGUUGCUCAUCCAGGGGCUCCUAAAAAUGAUGCAUUAUACAAGGAACUCUGGCAUGCCUGUGCUGGACCUCUUGUUACAGUGCCUCGUGAAGGGGAAAGAGUCUACUAUUUCCCACAGGGUCACAUGGAACAGCUUGAAGCAUCAACUCACCAGGGAUUAGACCAACAACUUCCAUCAUUCAAUUUGCCGGCCAAAAUUUUAUGCAAAGUGAUGACUGUUCAACUUCGAGCCGAGCCAGAGACAGACGAGGUGUAUGCACAGAUAACUCUGAUUCCUGAACAAGAUCAAGGCGAGAUCACAAGCCCUGAUCCUCCUCUCCCUGAACCUCAGAAGUGUACUGUCCAUUCAUUUUGCAAGACUCUUACUGCAUCUGAUACUAGCACCCAUGGUGGAUUUUCUGUUCUCCGAAGGCAUGCAGAUGAAUGCUUGCCUCAACUGGAUAUGUCGCAGCAACCACCGUGGCAGGAAUUGGUUGCUAGUGAUCUACAUGGCAAUGAAUGGCACUUUCGCCACAUUUUUCGAGGUCAACCUAGGCGCCACUUGCUUACAACUGGAUGGAGUGUUUUUGUUAGUGCAAAGAAAUUGGUUGCUGGCGAUGCUUUCAUCUUUCUCAGAGGAGAGAAUGGGGAGCUUCGAGUUGGUGUCAGGAGACUCAUGAGACAGCUAAACAAUAUGCCCUCUUCUGUUAUUUCAAGUCACAGUAUGCAUCUGGGUGUUCUUGCAACUGCGUCCCAUGCCAUCUCGACUGGCACCUUCUUCUCGGUGUUCUAUAAGCCCAGGACUAGUCAGUCAGAAUUCAUCGUCAGUGUGAACAAAUAUCUUGAAGCUCGAAAUCACAAGCUUUCUGUUGGGAUGAGGUUUAAGAUGAGAUUUGAGGGCGAGGAAGUUCCAGAAAGAAGGUUUAGUGGAACAAUUGUUGGUGUUGGCGAUAGUACAUCAUCUAGAUGGCCUGAUUCUGAAUGGAGAUCCUUGAAGGUUCACUGGGAUGAACCAUCGUCAAUUUUGCGUCCAGAUAGGGUUUCACCAUGGGAAAUGGAACCACUUGUCACAGCAACUCCUACAAACACCCAGCCUCUUCAAAGAAAUAAGCGUGCUCGACCGCCAGUUUUACCGUCGCCAGUGAAAGAACUUCCUGCUUUAGGAAUGUGGAAGUCUCCGGUAGAUUCUCCCUCAUCAUUCUCAUACUGUGAUCCGUCUCGUGCGCGAGAUCUUUACCCUUCACCCAAACUUUCCUCUGCUGCAAAGGGAUUGGGUUAUGGUGAGAACGGUUCCAUGCCUCUUUCUACCAAAAUGUACUGGCCAAGUCAAUCAGAGACAUGUACUGAAUCUGUUGCUCCUGCUAGUGAAAAGAGACCGGCUAAUGGAUAUAGGUUAUUUGGAAUUGAGUUGCUGGAUCGCCCAACCAUUGAUGAAACUUCAUUGGUUUCUAAGCCACAUGCUGUAAUGGAGGAUCAGCCAGAUCCGUCAUUAGAUGUUGAAUGUGACCAACACUCAGAACCAUUAAAUCCAAUUCCUUCUUUAAGUUUUGAGCCUGAAAAGUCACCUCUGAGGUCUUCCCACGAGUCUCAAAGCAAACAAAUCCGGAGUUGCACUAAGGUGCAUAUGCAAGGUAAGGCGGUUGGCAGAGCAGUUGAUCUUACAAGAUUGGCUGGUUAUGACGAUCUGCUCAAGAAAUUGGAGGAGAUGUUCGAGAUAGAAGGUGAGCUCGUAGGAUCAACCAAGAAAUGGCUGGUCGUCUUCACUGAUGAUGAAGACGACAUGAUGAUGGUUGGUGAUGAUCCAUGGCGUGAAUUCUGCAGCAUGGUAAGGAAAAUUUACGUCUACACAGCUGAGGAAGCCAAAAGACUUUCACCAAAGAUCAAACUUCCUGUUGACGACGUGAAACCAGGGAACCCAGUUUCAGAUGCAACUGUUAGCAAUGAGGGGAAAGCAUAGGAAGUGGGUCCAGUUACUUAAUACCCAUAAUGUGUAGAGGAAUGGGAAAAGAUGGAUCUGACAUUAGUCAUAGUUAUGGUUUUUUUUGGGGGAUGUAAGUGAUGACAGUUAGCCCAUACUGCUGGCAUGGCUGGUUCAGUUAUGGAUACUGGCUGUCAAGACAAAAAAAAAAAAGGGUUGGCUUUUUUCAUUUUUUAUGCAUUUUCUGGGGAGAGUGAUGGCAUAACAGAUAGGAUUCUCCAUCCUAGUAUUAUCAUAUUGUUAUGAUAUGAUUUCGUCAAGAAAGGGGAAUCUUAUGAUGAUGCUUUGCUUGUUUGGACCUCAGAUAGAACAGGAAAAGUUUGUCUGCACCCGUCUCUAAUGGGAGAUGUGGAGAGAUACUUGGUCUUACUUUCUGUUGCAUUUCUUUUUUCUUUUUCGGCCCUUUUCAAGGAUUUUUGUUUAAAUAUAAAGUCAUUUCAUGACAAAGAUGGCUUCUUCUGUAUAUAUUACUAUAAAAUAUUGCCUUUGCAGGUA
Molecule: messenger RNA, 2891 nt
Organism: Capsicum annuum
Lineage: Eukaryota; Viridiplantae; Streptophyta; Magnoliopsida; Solanales; Solanaceae
Product: auxin response factor 1
Exons: 15
Coding region: 408-2375 (655 amino acids)
Biological process (GO): response to hormone; regulation of DNA-templated transcription
Cellular component (GO): nucleus
Molecular function (GO): DNA binding; protein binding
Source: RefSeq, a predicted model, not a curated record